AAACCGGCCUGGAUUGGAUAAGGGAAGGUUACCCUUAGUUACCCCAGUUACCCUCACUUGGGUCUGCUGGUUCUGCUGAUGUGUUUAGGCGCGGCUUUCGCGGUUUCACCAGUUUCACCAGUUGGCAGUUUCGCUGGUUUCGCUUCGCUGUCUCGUGCGUCCCGUGGAUUUGUCAUUUCGUUUCCGUAAGUCGCUUCUCCAGGGAUGGCACCUCAGAGGUCUACAAAACGGGUGCGGGUGCCCGAAAGGAGCUGCGCAAACCCACGACUGCAGAACGAAGUGUGCCACUUCUGCAAGAUGCAAAAGAGCUCUGUGGGCAAUGACGAGAUGCUCAAAGGCACGAAGAUCAUGGUCCACUACUACUGUCUCCUCUUCUCAAGCGGUCUCAAGCAGAGAGGGAACACAUCUGGACCUCUCAACGGCUUCCUCCUGGCAGACGUGAUGGCCGAACUCCGAAGGGGCGCCAAACUGAAAUGUUGCUACUGCAACAAGUUCAAGGCCACUGUGGCAUGCUGUCUGAAGAUGUGCGAGAAGAAGUUCCACGUGGGCUGUGGCAUUGCCAACGAUUGCCUGCUCCAGUUCUACGGCGACUUCAGGGCCUACUGCCCAGACCAUCGUCCCAAUCAACACAUGACGCCCAAGGAAACGGGCCCGGCCUCUUGCCUCAUCUGUGCCUGCGAACUGGUGCCACAACCCUCCCCGCGGGUGCUGCUCACGCCCUGUUGCAAGAACUCCUUCCACAAGGCCUGCCUGCAGGCGCAGGCUAUGAGUGCAGGCUCCCAUCUCUUUAAGUGCUCCGUCUGCAACAACAAGGAAGCCUUCCAGAAAGAGAUGCUGGACUACGGGAUCUCCAUUCCCGAACGGGACGCAUCCUGGGAGAGGCAGCAGGGUGCCUACCAGGAGCUGCUGUACCGGUACCAGAGGUGCGACGCAGUUCGGUGCCGCUGCCCCAUGGGACGGGAGAUAUCGCUGGACGGAUGCAGUGACUGGGAGGUGAUCCCCUGCAGCACGUGCGGAUCUCAGGGGAUCCACAAAGCCUGUGGGAACUUGUCCAGGGCCCCCGUGCAAAAUGCCAACUUGUGGAUCUGCGUCCAGUGCCGAAAAGUCCUCUCUCAGAGAUUGCCUACGGGACUGCCCAACGGCCCUCUGAAGAGUAAAGGAGCCGCCGCGUCGACGUCGACACCCUCAGAAUCCCCAUUGACGGAGAUGGACGGGACGGAGCUGCCAUCCCCCGAGAGGGCGGUAGAGGCCGCCAGCCCGGGUCCCAAGGUUCUGUAUCCGAGCAUCCGUGCCGCGGACGCCGUCGCUGACUCGUCUCCGCAGUCCGAAUUUGGCGAGGAUUCGGACGUAGAAUUCGUCAAGGUCGUCCCGCAUCAGAAACCGGCGCCAACGCCCAUCGUCAUUUCGGACGAGAGUUCCUCGGAGGACUCGUGCGAGUACACCGACUGCCAACGAAAGAAAAACUGCUUCGAGUUCCACUUCGAACCGGGCUCAGUUCACCUGGAGAAGGUCGACGGAUUUGUAGUCAUCUCACUGGAUCCUCACAGAGGAUCUGCCGAAACUAGUCACACGUAGGAAACAAACAAAAAUAAAAGAUCCUGUGCGAGAGAAAAUGAAGAAGACAAAACUAUGCUCCAACGACA
Ixodes scapularis (black-legged tick) is the source of this 1643-nucleotide messenger RNA. RefSeq names its product G2/M phase-specific E3 ubiquitin-protein ligase. Gene Ontology annotation, cellular component: nucleus. Bases 205 to 1575 code for a protein of 456 amino acids. Lineage: Eukaryota; Metazoa; Arthropoda; Arachnida; Ixodida; Ixodidae. The transcript is spliced from 10 exons. The record is from RefSeq and is a predicted model, not a curated record.